AUGGCCCAAACACAGUCUCAGCAACAGUUUGCUUCACAGGCCUUCUCCCCGCCUGGUUCCACACCGUCCCCUACUGGAGCCCCUUCUUCGGCCAGCAGCGUCGCCCCUCCCCCAAAACGACAACGCCUCUCACCUUUACCUCAGACUCACUCUCCCUACUCGUCUCCAGGCUUUGGCACGUUACAGCUACCUCGGACAGGAAGUCCGGCCAACGGCAACCUCACCAACGGCACCUCCCCUCCAGCGAUAUCCGCUCCGCCACCUCCACCUUCAGGAACUAUGGGACCUCCAUCGAGACCCGUCGAGAAAGCCACCGAUACAGCUGAGCUAACAGAUGUUUUGGCUUCGUCUGGCAUCGAUGUGAGAGAAGAAGAGGAAUAUUUGACCCAUGCUUAUGGGCAGGCUCCUCCUGCCCCAAAACCACCCCCGCGUAUCCAAACGAACUUCAACAACCCCCCCCCCUCCCAACCAUCCGCUGGUAUAGUCUCCGCAGGAACCAGUUUCCUUGGCUCAGUGUUGCAGAAGCCAACGCCUACGCAGGGUACGUUUUCCACUAGUACGCCGACUCCCGCGGAACCCGCCGCUGCUGAGGACGAAAAGCUACGUCAAGAUACUGCAGCAAGCAGACGUACGCAAUACCCUCUACAGUCAUCUUUUCUGUUCACGGCAAUGGUGGAAGAUCGAAUACAAAAGCGAGCCUACGACCUUGGUGUGCGAAUGCCUGCGCAAGGCGUCUAUCGUCCCUUCCCGGGGCGUGCUGCUGGCCCUGUCGAGGUCACAGGUCCAGAUGGCUCUUCCGUGAUACGAACCGGCAAAACUCUUUUGACCCAAAACGCUCCACUUGGCGAUAUAUUGUCUCUAAUUUCACUGGCAUGCGAAGAGAGGCUUCGCUCGGUAAUCGAUCAUUCUUACACAGUAGCAAGCAAUCGACGUGCCAAUUCUCAUGGUGCUGUUCCAUUACAGUGGAGCGACGUGGCAGUCACAUUAACUCCCCCAAGUAAAAGGGCAGAUGGUCCACCGAAUAGAGAUGUGCUUGCUAGGUCAUCAAAUCCUGAACGUUCUCCACCUGAUACCUUCCAGGCUGACGAACUAUCCAGCAAUAAACAGAUUACAGCAGCCCAUAUCGUAGCGAAACGGAGUCGCAGUUUGAUCGAGAAGGAUAUGUCGAGUGAAGAACUACGGUCUCGUAAACGAGUCAGAAGGAACGCCGACACGACCCUAAAUGGUGAUUCCAGCAAGAUGGGUUCAGUUGGGGUCGCCACUGCUGGCGCUGCCACACCGACUACUCCAGCCACUGAGCGUGCUCUAGAUGACCGCAAAACCACCAAAAAAGACUUAAAAAAGGUCGACUCUAAAGUCACGGAAGCCGUACAACAUCAGCAGUCCGUUGAAACGGCUCGGAUGGCCACGAACAGUCUGACAUCGGGCGUCAGAUUUGGCGGGAAAAAGAAAACCUACAGCUGGCUAACCACUGGAUCUACCACAACGUCGCGGAGUGGUUUUUCCACACCGCCGAGGGCAAGUCCUGCUGCUACCGUUCCAGGCACGUCUGCUGCGAAGCUUAGUGCUGGUGGCGUUGGAGGAACUAGUAAACCAGUAAGCAAAAAGAUGGGAGACUGGCGAGAGGAUGAUAAGGAACGCGGGGCCGGGAUCCAGAUUAGGGAUAUCCUUUUUGUGUUGGAGAUCGACGGCAAGGGCUCGAAGCAUCUACAGAAGGCUUAUUCGAAGGAAUCGAAGGAGGAUGUCGAUAAGACUUCGCGGUAG
Messenger RNA from Histoplasma mississippiense, 1764 nucleotides. RefSeq lists its product with no specific name. Gene Ontology annotation, cellular component: transcription factor TFIID complex. NCBI's taxonomy places the organism in Eukaryota, Fungi, Ascomycota, Eurotiomycetes, Onygenales, Ajellomycetaceae. Gene Ontology annotation, biological process: DNA-templated transcription initiation. The transcript has 2 exons. The record is from RefSeq and is a predicted model, not a curated record. Bases 1 to 1764 code for a protein of 587 amino acids.